AAACAUGGGGAGUCCUAACUUUUUCCAGCGAGGGUCAUUGGAAAAAUGAAAGGACACAACCUUGCCACUUGGAUAUUACAAAAUGAUAACAUUUUUUCUAAUAAGAAUGAAGCUUUUUUCUCUGAAUAUUGGGGCUUUUUCUUCUAACAUUACAGCCAUUUUUCUUAGUCAAAGUAUUUCUAUUUGAAAUGAUUGCAAGGAUAUUUAAAGUCAGUUUUUGAAGCUGCCGUGCUUUCUAGUUUCGUCCAUCGUGUAGCUGUAGAUAUAGAUAUAGAACACUCAACCUAGUUGAAGUCCAAUUAAAAAGAAAAAGGAAUGACUGAAUUGAAAAUGGGAUAAUUUAUGAAAUUCCAAAAUUUAAUGUAUAUAUUUCAAACAAUUGCGCUGUGCACCAGACUGGCCGUGAUGGUCAGCAGCCAGUUCAAGUGCACUGAAAAAAAUGAUUUUUUUGGCCCUGUAAUUAUUACCUCAAAUAUUAAUUUAAAUUUUACAUUGAAUAAUUUUAUUAUUUAACUUCUUUUACUCUAAAAUCUCACUCUUUAUUUAAUGCCUUACUUGAUGAUUGUGUUUAACUUUGUAUCCUCACAUUUAUAUGUAAAUUUGAUCACUGACACCAAGUAAUAUUUACAUAACUAAUGUAUUGAUUUUACAACCUGAUACCAGAUACUAAAAUGUACUUGGGGAAAAAAACAGUAAACCUGGCCCCCUUGUGGACAUUCUGCGCAUGCGUCAGAGGAUUGUUAGCCCUCAGACUUCCCAAGGCAAAGUUGGAGGGCGCCAUGUUUUUUUCACGGGAAGACGGUUGAAGGCGACAUGGACAGUCGUUUAACAAGGAAAUUCAUCGAUGUGGAGCCAUAUGGGUAUGUCAUAUGCUUAUCUGGCUUUUUUCUGUCACCUUUCCUCAUCUCUUUACGUCAGUGUUAUAAUGUGAAAUACUGACGUUAGCAUUAGCUAACCUUUAGCCUGCCAGCUAGCUAGCUAGCUAUCAACUGCGAGCUCUGUGGAGGUGUUUUCGGUUGCAGAACAGGAGAUAUGUGUAUUAAAUCUGUAAUAAUUCAUUCCUUAUAUAUGUUAUUUGAUUAUUUUGGCAGCAGCAAUGUCCUCAAAGGCAUAUGGGAACCGCGUGUAGCUUAAACAUUUGUUGAAGUAUGCUAGCGACCUGAGUCUUGGGGAUGCUGUCGGGGAGCGGGAGUUUUUGUACAGCAGCGGAGUUUGUUCAGACCCUGAAAAUAUAUCAAUAAUGACUGAAACCAGCCUGGAAGGAUUAGACAUUUUGGAGCAAGGUUAGUUUUUAAUGUCACACUUGUUAUUGUCAUGAUUUGUCACUACAAUGUUGUUUAUUCCACUUGUCAACAGCGUCUAAAAAGCAGAGUCCUCUAAAACAGCCGCUUGCACCAACUAAGACGCCUGACUGAGAAGGUAACAUUACAAUAAUAUGUAUAUGGUUAUUUUAAUCUGUAAAUGGCACUUUAGCCUUUUGUUAAGUUUUAUUGAUUUAAAAGAGUUGUAUAAUGGAGUUCCUCAACAGUAUCCCGUUGUGAGGAAAAAGAUCAGGUUCGUUUAGGUUAGGUUUCAAGACACAGAUGAAUAAAUAUUUGUAUUAAAAACCAAGUUGAUUUUGAGUGUUUUGUUUGAAAAAAAUCAACAAAUAUUGUCAAGCAGCUUUGUAGUUUAGACUAAUGUGCACGCAAUCUGAAACCAUUGUGAUGAUUUUAAAUUUUGUAUUGUAUAUUUUGUAUAUUUUUAACAGUCAUUUCCGUGAUGUUUACUUUAAAAUGUUAGCAAAAAUACAUUUUUAUUGUGGUAAGAAACGCUUGAGAGCCAGAUACAGUCAUCAAAAGAGCCCUACCUGGCUCCCGAGCCAUAGGUUCCCUACCUCUGCUCUAAGAGCUUAACAAGCUCAAGGGGGUGUGGAAGGUGGAGCAUAUGGAUCAAACUAAAGAAAAUACGGGACAUAGUCAUAAUAUUUCCAAAAGUACAAUUUUGAAGAUUAUUUCAGAAGAAAGUUGAAAUAUUUGGAAAAUGUAAGCCAAAAAAAAAAAAACGCAAAAUGUGUAAAAACAAAUAAAAAAUAAAAAGUUGCUAUGAAUCAGAGUAUGUGAAUAAAGCUGAGAUGCUGGACAUCCCGUACGUGUAAGCUGGCAGCGUAAGAUCACAGUUGCAUGGCGGGACCAUGAGGCAAACAUGCACGUGAGACGCAUCAAUACAGCCGAGUCGACACCCUGAAAGUCGCUUUUCUUGCCAAAUGCUUUGUCCUUGAAAACAAGGGAAUAUAAGGGAAGUGAUAUAUAAUUGGAAUUGUAUCCAGCUCAUCCAUCAUGUCAGCUACACCAUCUAUGUACACUAGCUCUAUGUACACGAGAUCUAUAUACACUAGCGCUGUGUACACUAGCUCCUUGUACUCCUUGUAGCUCUGUGUGCAUUUUUUUUGUAGACUUUUUCUUUGUACAGUCAUCAUCUGCAAAUUGUUUAUAUGAAAUUAUUUUUUACCAUCAUGAAUCGUUAUUUGUAAAGUUGAAAUAAUAGUUAAUAUGAAUGAUAUAGACUUGGAUUAAGCAUGAUUAUUUGUGUAAUUGUAUUGAUAGAACACUUGCAGCAUUUGGAUGAUUAUUUGGGACAAGAAUUCUUAUGGUAAUGUUAAUGGUUUUAUUUCACUUGAACAUGCAUCAGAUUACAAUUGAUACAAUUGCAUCCCAUAAUCAGUUCACAGUUCCACAUGACCAAAAGGAAUAGGAAGAAGCAAAGCUAAUUAAAUCCUACCCCUCCAUCUGGUACUUUUACAAUCAGUAACUGUUACAUUUGUUCACUUCCUGCCUUUCUGAUUUAUUUUAUUUUAGUUUUAUUUUAUUUUAGUUUUAUUUUAGUUUAUUUUUUGUCACAUACAGAAGUACAAGGGGAUAUGACUGUACAAUGACAUAAUGUGUACAAUAGUAAGUGUCAAUAUAGUGAUAUAUAUAGCACAUCAUGACUGGUUCAAGACUCUUCAUCCUUGUAUUUAGCAAACAUCAACUGCUUGUAUUGUUUCUUUAAUUGACUCAUCGUUGUGCAUUGUUUGAGUUCCUUACUCAUUCCAUUCCAUAGUUUGAUUCCACAUACUGAAAUGCAUUGUUUGAGGGUCUUACUAUAUGAAUGUAUGUAUAUGGUAGUAUUAGUGAUGGGAAUAAUGGAGUAGAACUGGCUAAUAAGAACAUAUGUCAUCAUCGCUCUUUUUGUGCAUUUGAAUUAGAAUUUGAUGGGGAAAAAAAUACCCUUCAUGAAAAUGUGGAGAGUAUAUCGCUCACAAGCACUUGCUGAUGUGAAAGUCUACACAUAUAUAACAGCAUUUCAAUAUGUUAGCCAAAGUCCCCUUAAAUGAGACUCUAAGAGCUUAACAAGCUCAAGGGGGUGUGGAAGGUGGAGCAUAUGGAUCAAAGUUCCAGUUCAAGUCUGCGCAGAUGACAUCCGGAGCUCCUGCUGUCCAAACAAUGUCUCCUUGGGAAGACUUUCUGGCCUCGCUCUUGUCCAGUUCCAGCAGCGUACUGGGCGGUGUGACCGUGCUGCUCCUCUUGGCUUUUGCAUCCAGGCGCUUCGCUUUGCGGGAACCUAGGAAGGGGCCUCCGGGGCCCAGACCUUUGCCCUUGCUUGGCAACCUGCUGCAGCUCGAUCUCAAGAGGCUCCACCUGAGCCUUUGUGAGCUUGCAGAAGAAUACGGCUCCGUGUUCACAAUCUACUUGGGCGGCGUUAAAAUCGUGAUCCUGGCUGGAUACAAGACGGUCAAAGAGGCUCUGGUCACCCACGCUGACGCGUUUGGGGAGCGCCACAUCGUGCCCAUAUUUGAGGAGCUGAGUCGAGGUCACGGAAUUGUUUUUGCAAACGGAGACUCGUGGAAAGAACUGAGACGUUUUGCCAUCAGCACUCUGAGAGACUUCGGAAUGGGUAAAAGACUCGCUGAAGAGAAAAUCAUGGAGGUGUGCAGCCACCUCAUUCCCAUUUUUGAGAAGCAUAAAGGGCAGCCGUUUGAUACAACACAACCAUUGGGUAACGCCACGUCCAAUGUCAUCUGUUCCAUCGUGUUUGGGAGCCAAUUUCAAUACGACGACGCUCAGUUCACCACCUUGGUGGAACGAGUCAAAGACAACAUACUUUUGACUGGAUCCAAACAAAUUCAGCUUUACAACAACAUUCCAUGGCUGUUUAGCUGGUUUCGGGACCGGCAGAUAGUUCUAAAGAACUUCCAGAAAAACAUCCAGGACAUAAAGGACCUGCUGGCCAAAGUGAAGGAGAACCUGAACCCUGAAGAUUGCAGGGGCCUGGCGGACUGCUUCUUCAUGCGCAUGCAAAAAGAGGAUCUAUCUGAUGAGCAGAACCACUUCAGUGAGGACAACAUGGUUCAGGUCGUGCUCAACCUCUUUGCUGCAGGCACGGACACCACUUCCACCACACUAAGAUGGGCCUUGCUAUUGAUGCUUAAAUAUCCCCUAAUACAAGAUCGGGUCCAGGAGGAGCUGAGCAGGGUGAUCGGAAGCCGCCAAGUUUGCGCUGAUGAUCGCAAGAACCUUCCCUACACCAACGCCGUCAUCCAUGAGAUUCAGAGGUUCAGCAACAUCACAACCACAACCAUUCACCACCGAACCAGCCAGGACAUCACCUUCCAGGGCCACUUCAUCGAAAAGGGCACCGUUGUUUUGCCUCUCCUUUUUUCUGUCCACUGCGAUAAGAGUGAGUGGGAGACACCAAGAGCCUUCAACCCUUCCCACUUCCUGGAUGAGGAGGGUAAAUUCAUCAAGCGGGAUGCCUUCAUGCCCUUCUCUGCAGGCCGCAGGGCUUGUCUCGGCGAAGGUCUGGCCCGGGUGGAGCUCUUCCUCUUCUUCACCACCCUCCUUCAGCGUUUUCGCUUCACGCCUCCCCCAGGGAUGUCGGAGGAUGAGCUGGAUUUGACGCCAGUGGUGGGCUUCACGCUCAGUCCGCCGCAUCACCUGCUGUGUGCCGUCAGUCGGUGCUGAUGAGCAUCAGCGUGAUGGCGUCUUUUUUGCAUUCCCAUGAUUUGCAAGCUCACGGAUGACACACUUUGUUGUCUAAAUGAUCCAUGUCAUGAAGUUUUUUGUCUUUUGUUUUUUUGUCUCCAUCAAUUCAUCCAUCCAUUUUUUGCACCACUUAGCAUUUGAAAAUAGAUGACACAUUUUUAUCUUUUUCAGUAAUGAUAAUGUUGAUGCUAUUUUUCACAUCUCUACUUUUUACUAGAAUGUAAUUUCAUUUGCUUAAAUAAA
Doryrhamphus excisus (bluestripe pipefish) is the source of this 5246-nucleotide messenger RNA. The record is from RefSeq and is a predicted model, not a curated record. Lineage: Eukaryota; Metazoa; Chordata; Actinopteri; Syngnathiformes; Syngnathidae.